Messenger RNA from Pocillopora meandrina, 6265 nucleotides. Lineage: Eukaryota; Metazoa; Cnidaria; Anthozoa; Scleractinia; Pocilloporidae. The record is from the annotation of a GenBank genome assembly.
UGAACCGACAGCAAAUGUUCUAAAACAGACAAAAAAGGAACCUAUUUGUAGUUUAUUGGAGCACACCGCCUGACAAUAUCCUAGGCUUAUUUCUGUCUGAAAUAUAUAACAAACAACUCAUAGCCUUUGCGACUGGCGGAAGUUUGGAAACUGAUUACAAGCUCAGCGUAGAGUACUAUAAAGAACCCUUUAAGGUACGUUGAAAUAAUGACAUUAUAGCUCGCUCUGUUAAGAGUAGUUCUUGGAUUUAAACGUGGAAACAAAGAAAAAGAAUCAGACGCAGCUAUCAGUAAAAUUAAUUGCAGAGGGUCUGGGGCAAUUAUUAAUUUCAAGAAGCGACUGAUAGCUCCAAAGAAUUGGUAAGGCUGAUUGCACGUGAACAUAUUUCCAAAUCUAAACACAGGAAGGUGAUCCUCGAGAUUAUUAUUAUGCCCAAGCAACUUGAUGGUUCCUAUUCGAAUGUCUUGAAAAUUUCAAUGCUCCUCUUCAUGCGUUGCAGUGAAAUAUGAUUUGUAGCAUUCGCUAUUCCGGUUGCAUUCUGAGAAAGGACAUAGAGCAGGCACGAUACGACAAUACAAACAUGAGUCAUACUUGAUACGUAAUUCAGAUAUGGUUAUUAAAGGUGUUCGCAACAUCUAAUUUCAAGUAAAAUUGAACCUUGAAGAGCUUUCUUUUACUCUCCAGUGUACUUUCGUACAUUUACAUGCUUGCAGUUGCCAGGCAGCUGCCGAAAGUCAACUAUCAUUGUUGCCGCUAGCACGCGCUGUCAGUCUUGACCUCUCAGGUAUGAAUGACGACGGCGUCUAAUUGAGAACCGCCAAACUUUACGUCUGAUUUAAGCCGGCACAAUAUUAGAUUCCCGAACUUAAUAAACAAUUAAGUCAAUUAAUCAGUUCACCGGGACGCAGUAGCGUUGGUAUUCAACCGUGUAAUACGAGAUUUGUUGUUAAAUAAAUGUAUUAAAGCGAGGCCUCCAUUACACAACAAAGCCCUCUCUUAUCAACUUGUAGUUUAUUGUCAACGCAAGUAUGCAAUAUUGCGAUAUCAGUUAUUGCUGUAGACAAUCUAAUAUGCAAAUCUGCGGUGAACUCAGUUCCAUAAAUAAAGUAUCAAUGUUUUGUUUUACAACAGGGAAAACUUAGACGCAUCGGAACAUGAAGAUGAAAACUCUUAUAAUUUACGUUUUGGCCACACUUUUGACAACAGAAAUGAUACAAUUCCCGAACACAGCACAUGCUGCCCCGAGUCAACGAAAUUUCAAGAGCGAAGAUGGUAAGAUGAUGCAUCAUUUGUAAUAUUGAGCAACGUCUAGCCUUCCUAAUUUACUCGGUAGGAAAUUUUGCUUUUAAUUAAUGCCAUUUUGGUGUUGAGGAUUUACAUACUUACUAUACUCCUUACAAGUGAAUCGUCAAGGGUAUCACUGAACUAUGAGUACGUGAGAAGCCUGCAGUUUUAAUUCAUCAUAGUUCUUUUAGCACCGCAGAUAUUCUUCAAAGAUAUCGAGUAAACUAAAUAGCACAUUAGAACAACUUUUUUUCAGUGAGAAUAACCAGCAAAAAUAAAACGACCAUCAUAUAUUUGCUGCGGUUUUAAGCCUUCAUGACUAAAAGUCGAGACAUCUCAAUUUGUUCCACACAUCACUCAUCAGUCUCGAUAGUUUUGUUAUGCACUGGAGUUCUUGUUUUUUUUUGUUUUGUUUUUUUUUAAGCCACUAAUUGAUGUAGUACCUCAUCAUAUCACGCCAUUCGCGUAUGGUUUUCUUUCGGAAGUACUUCUAGCGUGUUGAACAACUCCGCUGUCAAAUUUAGUAGUGAGAUCAAUUUUAAUCUGUCACCCCCGUAAACCACUUAGUUUCUGAUGGAUUUGUGUGGAAUCUGACUCCAAACUUCCGAAAGAUAGCCCAUGGUCAUUGGUAACUUGUGUGUCUUCUCGACAUUGAUUGCGGUGACCUUUCAACACACGCAUUCACUUUGAAGGAUGUCAGUCUCAGCUGUAUACAACUAGAACUUCCUAUUGCCUAAAAUUUUACUGCUCGAUACAACCGUAUAAUAACAGUGGGCAAUAUCGGCAUUUUCAAGAGACAUGUUUAUAUCGGACAUUUGUUCUGACAUGACUAAUUUGUCUCACGCAAGAUAUUACUUUUCAAUUUGAUCAGCAGAGGGUACUGAUUAAAUUCAGAAACCGUAUCUUCCAUUGUUCACCUCGAAAAACAAAAAAGCAAGAUCCGAAGAGAAAUUGAUGAAGGAGUUUACAACAACGAUGAGUUACAAAUAUAAAAAAAUUAAAAAGAUAAACAUUCUUAAAAGGAGUGAGAGAAUCAACACGCAAAAGAAAACAUAAGAUUCUUCUGAAGAGGGACGAAACGCAUCGUGGCAUACACAAGCACGUGCGUUUUCCGCGUUUGACGCCGCUGGCGGAAAGUCAACGCUAUAAUUCUGAUUGUUUUAUUGACUCCAGCUGCGUCUGCUCAUAUUUCAUGAACCAAAUCGAAAAAGACAUCAAAAGUCAGGGACAGAUUUUGAGGGACAUGAAGUCAAUUUUUUAGCGCAACAUAAGCGAGUAUUUGCUUCGCCGCCUCACCGACCUCAGACAAUUCACCGGUGAAAUACUAAACACUGUUUUUUUUUUUUCUCACUACUCAGAGAUAAUAGAAGGUGACAUAUUAGUGACCGAACCUCUCCGACGUGCCAUGAAGGCGGGCAACUCAAGGACCAGACGUGACAUUGUUAGCAACAAGAUCAAAAGAUGGCCGGAUGGCGUAGUGCCAUACAAAUUAGAUUCUAGCCUAAGUAAGUGUCUUUGUGUCAUGCUGCGUCAGAUAGCGGCAGUCAACCACGAAGACUGAGUGGCCGCGCCUCCGAAGAGUCGGCCUAAUAGUCGAGGUUGUCCUAAUUUCCUUUAACCUGCUUUUUUUUUCAGGUAAAGAAGCUAUCAAGGCAAUUAAGGUAGCUAUACGUGAGUUCCACAGAAGGACUUGUGUAAAAUUCGUCCUUCACACCAACGAACAGGACUAUCUGGAAUUCCAAGGAAGUUACGGGUUAGACACAUUUCUACAGACUUCUUGAGGCAAAUAAUUGCAAAAUCAAAGUUUCCCAACUGACAUAAUUCUGGGCUAUGACUCAAAGCUACAAGUCGAACCCAGACCCUUGAUACGAAAUCGCAGAGCGUUUUCCCUUGAGCUAAUUCGUACAAUUUCUCCACGUUUUAGCUGCUUCUCAGCCAUUGGCCGUCAGGGUGGAAAGCAGCGACUCUCUGUCGGUGAAGGAUGCGAAUAUAAGGGAACAGUCCUGCACGAGAUCAUGCAUGCUCUGGGAUUCUUUCACGAACACUCUCGUACUGACAGGGACGACUAUAUCAUGGUUCUAUGGUGGAACAUUGAGCCAGGUAUUUUCGUAAAUAAACCAAGUUUAAUAUGUUUUGGGCCGUUCCAGGAAACGUAGGUGUUGGGCACGAAUGUCGAGGCUUGCUACUGGUAAACCACGCAGAAAGAAUGACGUGAAGUGACAAGCUUAUUGUUUUGACGCAUUUUUGUUGUCGAUGUUAAUGGUUUUACACCAAGUCACAGUGUACACCUUGGGAAGAAAAAAAUUAGCGUUAGCCUCGACUUGAUGUACUCGACCCAGUUUACUAGCUCCGUUCAAACAGAUCCACUCUGGUGAAUCAACCCUUUCACCCACUGACCAAGAAAGAACUUCUACUCUCAAUAUCCAUGUAUUUUCAAUCACGACGUUGAUGAAUAUCAACCGGAGGGUUAUCCUUGACUUCACUACAAAUUCUCAGAACUAAAAUAAUACGAAAUGUACUACAGACAAUGCAAAGAACUGGAAUAUAGACUGUGAAACGGUUAACAUACAGCAAUAAUCUGACAUCUGACACCUUAAGCAUUAUUUACUUAUUUAUUUAUGGGGGCAUCCUAAUGAAAAGACUUGGGGGGGAGGGGAGGGAAGGGUAUUAACUGGAAUAUUAAAGACCAAGUGGAUACGUUGUGACACACGAGAGGUUGCUUGUCCAGAUUCCCAUGGCGUCAGCAUCCAUCUGUUAAAUUCUAAUGAUGUGUGGGUUUCAUUUCUCGAAGGAUUCGAAAAGAAUUUCGAAAGUUACGGUCCUGAACGACUUGACAGUGUCGGAGAACCGUACGACUUCGACAGUCUUAUGCACUACGACAACCAAGCUUCCAGCAAGAACGGCCAAAACACACUGGAGUCUUUAGCGGAUCCCAACAGAUCCUUGGGGAAUAUGGAUGAUUUUCGCAAAAUUGACAUAAAACAGCUGUUAAAGAGUUACCCCUGCAAGGCUUGGGAUAAGAAACCAAAAGACAAGAAAAAGGAGAGAUCACCAGAGAGUAAGAGCGUUUUUUUAAUAUACCGUCCGACAGGGUUUAACUGCACUACACGAGCUAACUCUCCUCUCUGUCAGCUAUCCGACUCAUCUUUGCCGCAAAAAAAGAAAAAUUAUAAUGUACCAAAAGUUAAUCUGUAUAUUGUUUGCUAAUUUGUAAAAUAAACAGUCGUAGUGGGACGGAUCCAACGGAAAUUACAAUGUUUGCUGUCCCCUGUAUGAAAUAUUCUGUUCAAUUGAGUAUACAGAGUAACCUUGGAUUCCGUUGGUUUUAUUUUAACUUUGCUCUCUGAUUGGCUCAAGAAACACGCUCCACCCUCUCAACCAAACAAAAUUAGGUCUUAGACAUUUCAUUAACCGCGUUUUCCCACGCUUCAGGCGGUUUACUUGUUUUACUCCGUGUUCUCAUUGGCUUCUUCCGAUAUUUUCCUUUGUUCUGAUUGGCCGUAAGGAUAAGUUGUGGUUUUAAUUUUACAACACUGAAAUAAAAUGCCCUCUUAUUAGAAAGAGAGUUGACGGGUCAUUUCUCUUCCAGGUAAAUGCCUUGAUGUCUAUCAAAACAGAUGUAAAUAUUUCGCAUCUUACGAUGGAUAUUGCCAACAUUGGAAGUCGUUCAUGAAAAAGUGGUGUCCCUAUUCCUGUGGCUACUGUAAAACAGAGUCGCCUGGUGAGUUGAAUUGCAGUUUUACCCUAUCAAAUAUCGUCUAAUUAUAGCUUGUGAACAAUCCUUAAUUUGUGUUUUCAAUGUACUGCCUUUUCAAGGAGAACUCAUCUUCUUUUGUCGAUAUUGCCAAAGCUGAUGGCUUUAACAACCAGUAUGAGACAAUCUAGGACUUCGUCGACCGCAUGGAGUUGCAAUUGCAGAUUUAUCAAGCUGUUUUAAAGCUUACCACAUACAAAGUAAAAAGCCUGACUCAGUAUCGAAUUCUAUAAAGCUCAGUAAAUUACGCUCACGAGAUCCAGAGGCCUGGGAUUAAAUUCUUUCCAGAGAGACAAACCUUUUUUGCUGUUGUUUUCUGUCCCCGCUCCUAAGAAAAUGAAUAAAAUCUUUCUAUCCUGUUUCAAAAUACGCGGAAAAAACUUGUCUGAUUAUUUCCUCAGUCGAAAAAUCACUUUUGAUUUAGGAAAUAUAAACAUUUCUCCCGCAAGUUCCAGAAAGUUUCUAACUGACAAUUAACCCCACUGAAUUUUAGAUGUUCAUGUACUUUAAUAAAAGAAAGGGAAGAGCUAAGCUUAUUCUUUUUUUUUCAAUUCUUUUCACUCACAGAUAAAAGGCUGAAUAUAUGGAAAGGAGAAAAUGACACAAAGUGAAAGGCUCACUGGUUAGAGUGCAUUUCCAUUAGGUGUCGCGAAACCAACUCAAAGUGAUCACCACAGUCGAACAGAAAAAAGAAACUACCACAAGGGGCCCUGGAGAACGCAAAGGAAAAACAAAAAAAAUGCCUGACGCGCGGGAAACGCGAGUGACGCAAGUGCGAUUAGUUUUGGUUUUGCGUCUGAUUGGUCGAGAGGUUGGCGCGAGUUUCCUGGACCAAUCACAGAAUGUCUGAAACGUCAUCAGCACUGUAUAUCUAGCAAAAAUUUUACUCGAGCAAAUAAGAACCAACCAAACUAGCAGAGUUUUAGUGAUUGUCUUUCGUUAUAAAAAAAAUAAAUAAAUAAAUAAACAACACAUCAAGAAAAUUUCAGCGUACUUAGGCUCAAUUAAUUAAUUUUUGGUUCCUGGUUCCUUAUAGUAGAGCUGCAGCAAUGAUAUAAGAUCCAAUUCUGUGCAACAUAAUCAUGGGCCUAUUUGUACAGCAUUAAAAGACAUCUCUAUAAUUCUUCAUUAUUAUUCUCCCCUUGUGACUUGUUGUUAUAUUCAUUCUAUGAAAAAAGGUUUACUUUUAUGGGAGUUUUUGAAGCCUAGCUUUCAAAUAAAUUCUCU